GCCCAACAUCGCAGUGCUCUCUCUGUUGCAAACUCAUCUAUACAUCUUAGGAAUAUGGGGAGUGUAUGUCAGUAGUAGAACAGUACCACAAUGUUGUGUUAUAUAUCGGGUUUGAGAUAUAUCACUUUAUUUUUACAUGUAUUGAUAUGUUGCACUCUGUAUACCACAAACGGAGAAAAAGCAAUCACAACGGUUCACAGAUUGUCUGUGCUGUAAAUUACAUAAAGGACGCCUGUAAUAUAUAUAUAUGUAAAUAUAUAUAUAUAAAUAAUAAUGUGUCAUUUAAGUGAAAUUUGUGAAAAUAUACUUCAAGGAAGCCAUUGAUAUUCCUGCGGUGGAUUUGUCGAAGUAACGUACCGAUUGAGAGUGAUGAUCUGUACACCAAAAGUGACUGUCGUACUGGGAAUAUUCUAUGAUAUUGAGCUAUAAAAAUGUAUCAAUGAAUACAUUAUUAUUUACAAAUUUAAUACUUGUGAAAAUGUGAUUUUAUUCGACAUUAUUUUUGAAAUUUGUGUAUAUAGGGAUAUAGAGAACGGACGCAGGGAUUACUCUUGUGGCCGAGGGAAAUUACCUGUCUAAGCUUUAAAUUCACUGUUCCUAUCGGAUAAGCUGUUCUCGUUGGAUACUAUGUCCGUCAUCUGACCUUGAUGUGUCCGUUGGAUAUUUCUGUCUGGACUAGUGUCCUAGGACGGACUGGAUAGAACCAUUUUCCCCACCUACAGUAUGAGCUUUCGACACAGGAAGCGCCUUGCUACCUACUUACUGCUGGGACUAGCGCUUGUUCAGUGUGUUAAUUGCCUCCCCGAGCUCAUUCACAUAGGUGGGUUAUUCGGUGACGACGAAUUAGAAACGACAGAAAAUACCUUCAAGUAUUCCGUUUAUAGAAUAAACCACGAACGAAGUCUCCUUCGCAACACGAAGCUACACUACGAAACACGGAAACUCCCAACAAAAGACACAUUCUUAUCAUCUAAAGAAGUGUGUAGCCAAGUACACCUCAGCACCGCCGCCCUGUUUGGACCUCGCUCUAACAACAUUGCUUCCUUCACAAACUCUCUCUGCUCUGCUCUCCACAUUCCACACAUCGAGUUCCGGGAGGACGGGAACAUGGAACCGCCACAGGGCUACUCCAUUAACCUCCACCCCAACGCGCAGCAAUUAGCACAGGCAUAUCAGGCCGUAAUUGAAUAUUACAGAAUGAAGGAAUUGCUCAUCAUUUACGGGGAAAAGGAAGGACUAGUGAAAAUGCAGAACAUCCUAAGAAGUGUAUCUCAAGAGCCCAGUAAAAACGUAUAUAUACGGCAAGCAGACCGCACCAAUAUGCGACAAGUUCUAAAAGAAGCCAAGAAGAAAAACUGGACUAAUAUGAUUAUAGAUAUGAACGCCACAGGGACAGGACUUCUUCUCAAAAUUGCUCUUCAAGAAGGCAUGAUAGACCCAUAUCAUCACUACAUUUUUACUACGCUGGAUAUCGACUCGGUAGAGCUAGAAAAUUAUAAGCAUAAUUAUGUGAACCUGACAGGAUUCCGACUAGUGGAUCCCAGGGACGAGUUCACACGACAGAUCAUCGAGGAUAUGUAUGUCUACGAGGCUAACACUCAGCUCAAGCUCAUUAACGACGUCAAAAACAAGGAGCGCACGAUACCGUACGAGUCCGCCUUGAUGUUUGAUGCCGUCCUACUGUUUGCCAAAGCUUUAGAGGAAAUGGACAGAAGUGUUGCAUUCCGACCAGUGAACGUGUCGUGUGAUGUUGACUAUGUCUGGCCGACUGGCAGUAGUCUCUAUGAAUUCCUCACUAUGUCACAUGUGCGCGGACUUACGGGGGAAAUAAGACUACAUCAGGGCAGGCGAUUGGAUUUUAAACUAGACGUAAUGCAGCUCAAUCAAAGAGGUCUAUACAAGGCUGGAUUUUGGACGCACGAGAGCGGCUUUAAUUUUACCUAUAAAGAAAGUAAUCCAGUUGGAGUAUUGGGCAACAAAACAUUAGUGAUCACAACCGUGCUGGACGAUCCGUACGUUAUGAUCAAAGAUGAAUUGAAAGACGAUCCAGACCAGGAAAAGUAUGGGAAUAAUCUCUAUGAGGGCUUUUGUGUGGAUCUGUUAAAGGAAAUAUCUGAUAUUGUGCACUUUGAUUACAAAAUAAAACAGGUCCCUGACGGUAAAUAUGGUGUCCUUAAUGAGGGGCAGUGGAACGGUGUUAUCGGCCAACUUGUGGAAAGGAAAGCGGACAUCGCAGUUGCGGCCCUGACCAUCAGUUACGAGCGGGAGCAAUACAUAGACUUCACAAAGCCAUUCCUUAACCUUGGAAUCAGCAUCUUGUUUCGAAUGCCAAAACGAGAAAAACCAGGACUCUUCUCGUUUCUUAAUCCUCUUGCUAUUGAAAUAUGGAUAUAUGUGAUAGCAGCAUACCUGUUAGUCAGCUUUAGCAUAUUUGUAUUGGCACGGUUUAGCCCGUAUGAGUGGUAUAAUCCCCAUCCAUGUAACCCAGAAACCGACACAGUACAAAAUACAUUCAACCUGUCAAACAGUUUCUGGUUCACUGUAGGGACUCUCAUGCAGCAGGGAUCAGAUAUCAACCCCAGAGCUGUGUCAACCCGAAUAGUAGGUGGCACGUGGUGGUUUUUCACUCUUAUUAUCAUAUCUUCAUACACAGCUAAUUUAGCUGCGUUCUUGACAGUUGAGAGAAUGGAUUCUCCCAUAGAAAGUGCCGAGGACCUAGCAAAGCAGACAGAAAUUUCCUACGGCACGUUAGAAGGUGGAUCAACAAUGACAUUCUUUAGGGAUUCCAACAUCGAACUUUAUCAACAAAUGUGGAACUUCAUGAAGAGUAAAGACCCUAGUGUGUUAACAAAUUCUAUGGAAGAAGGAAUUAGAAGAACUAUGGACGAAAAUUAUGCUUUCUUCAUGGAAUCUACAUCUAUAGAGUAUAUAACGCAGAGGAACUGCAAGUUAAUGCAAAUUGGUGGUCUACUAGAUUCCAAAGGAUUCGGGAUAGGUACACCAAUGGAUUCUCCCCUACGAGACCGGCUGUCAAUGGCCAUCCUCCAAAUGCAGGAGGAGGGACGAAUACAGUUGUUAUACAAUAAGUGGUGGAAAAGUACGAGCAAAUGUAGUCGAGAGGAACAGAAAGAGUCCAAGGCCAACGCCCUGGGCGUGGAGAACGUUGGGGGUAUCUUCGUAGUGUUACUUGGUGGUCUGGCGCUGGCCGUCUUUGUCGCCAUUUUAGAGUUCCUUUGGAAAUCCAGGCGAAACGCCCGGGAAGACAAGCAAUCCUUAUGUUCAGAGAUGGCCGAAGAGCUCAGGUUUGCUGUUCGCUGCCAUGGAUCGUCAAAAAAGCCAAAAUUUAAACGAACUUGUGCAAAGUGUAAGAAAAGACACAUAACGCAUUGUCCAUUAACAGAUGUACAAGUGGACUCGCCAAACGGCAUGUUGGCAUUACACGAGAUGAAAAAGUCGCCGAACCAGCCGUCGAAGGAAUUUCAGUUCGGUGAAGGAGGCUACCUACAUGUGGACUACAGUGAUACCGAUACGUAGCGAUCGCUACAGUUGUAGAUAUGUAUAGCAGUGUCACAUGUUUUCAAUGACAGCUGGUCUGCCAUAUUGAAUGUGUGAUAUCGUUGGCUUAUAAUGAUACGGGGACGCUGUUGGCUCAUAUAUCCAUCAACCACUGGUGAUCACAAGAGUUGAUGAUUCCACAACUUUUUUUCAUUCAUCUUAAUUUAUUAUUGUUCAUGGCAUCCACAACAUUAAUACCAAGUAGCCGCGAUCCCAAUUUGCAGUAAUUUGAAACAUUUAACAUUGAAAUUGACAUAAAAUGCCCCGAUCCUGCAGUUUGCAUGUGUCCCCAUAGCCGAGACUGAAACUCGUAAGUCAGUCAUUGUAGAUGGCGAUUUUCUACAGUAAUCGGGAAGUGCCUUACGGUAUUAGCCCUUCUGCGUACACUAGACUGGCCGAAAGAACUUAAUAUGUAUAGACCCGAUAGGCCGAUCAUUGAAACCUAAAUACUCUGCGGCGAUGCGCUCUUUUGGCAAGACACAAAUAUUGAAUUUUAAAUGCCAUGCAAACCAAGAAAUACUAUAAGAACUGUUAUAUAAUAAUGCUGAUGUCAAAACUCUGUAUCAGUGCUUGCCUCUAGCUGAAAAAAAAUGUAUGUAGUUCAUCCAGUUUAUUUACAGCAAUUUAACUGUAAACUUCGAGAGUGAUACACGGUAUUAUUAACUGACCUGUAAAUGGUGUUUAAUCAAUUAUAACUGAUAAUGAAUUCUAAAACAAUAUAAGUUUAGAUAAACAUACACCUUUUCAAUAUUUUGAAGUUAACUUGGUAAGUUCAGAUAUCGGAUAAUCAAUGCUCAUAAAAAUCAUAAAACCAAACUCAAAUACAUGUUUUCCAAUAGUGUGAUAAUUUAUCAAUGAUUAUCUUCCCUAUAACUGCGUAUCACGUUGCUAUACUUGCUUAUGACUUUACUCAUAGAAAGAAACCAAAGAGAAAGUUAUGUUGGUCAGGCGUACUUAUAGCUAUGUCUAGGUGAAAUUGAUAUGGACAUUAUCGGACCCCUACUAUUUUACCUAAAAGUAUAUAACCAUCAAACAACUUCACCACUAUAUGUGUAUCAGCAUAGAAAAAGACGUUUAACUCAUUGACGUCAUCUGAACAUUUUCUAAUUCAAAUUAAAUCAAUUUCUUAAGUUUCACCUUUAAAAAGAACAGAUAGUGCGUCAUAAAGUAAUACACAGUAGAAACACUGUAUCACAACUACAGGAUGGGUGUUAUAUUGAUGUAUUUGUCCGAAUAAGAUAUCAAAAUUAUCACCGAGUCAUAUGUGAUAAAAGACGCCAUUUUCUUGAAUAUAUGAGAUACGUCGAGUAAAUGUUUUAAGACCUAUUAGUGAAAGGAGGACUCAAGCAAAGCAUAAACAUGAAGAGUAUAUUUCUAUUUGAAGUUUGCUUAUGCAAUCUUUUGAAAGCAUACGAUAUGUUGCAAAAGGAAAAUGUUUAUUUUAAAGUAUACUCCUGAAAACACGAAUGAGCAAAUGAUAUUUGGUUUAUCAAUUUCAAUUCAAAUCAAAGGUAUGCACCUUGGCCAGAUCCAGCUAAUAACCUGCACACUGUGUACAUACAAUAAAAUAUAUGCAUACGAGAUAUGUGACGUAUGUCCAGUUUGUAUAUAACAUUAUAAUUUCAUAACGCCUUUAUCCAUUUCAUUAUGUAUAGACGACAAGAUAUUAGGAUAAGCACAGAUGAAAGUGUAAUGUAUAUUUUGGAAGCAUACAUAUUAUUAAAUGUCUGUAACAUAUGUAUAUAGAUAAUAUAUAUGAAAAUGCGUGUAUAUAUAAUUAUAUAUAAAGUGAUGUAUACUGAGAAAUAUAGAUAAAUGAUAUUUACAUUUAUAUCUUAAGUAUGUAUGAAAGAAAUAUACAUGGCUUCAUUAGAGUGGCGGUUCCAAAGAAGCAUUUUAUAUAAUUUAGGGCGGUGUUGCUAUCAAACCGAUAUGGUGUGUGUAGUGAUAUUGUCCUUAAUAUGUUAGACAGAAUAUAUCUGUAUAAUGUCGUUAACAAUAUGUGGAUUCCGAAUGGCAUUCCUCGGAUACAAUUCUUGCGGAAAAAACUAACGCUUAUUUUCUACUGCAAAAUCAACAAUCAACAUUUGUAAAUAAUACUCAUCACCACUGAUGAACUCCUAUGUACGCCCUUUUUACAUGACAGAGCUGAUGAAUAAAAACACGCCAUGGACAUGCAUCAUUGCGUAAUUUUCUAAAUUUGCCUGUCGUUUCCUCAUAUGGAUGCACAUAAGUGCACAGGUGAGUUUUAUCGUGAACACAAGAUUGAUUUGAUGAUGAAUGUCUAAUCUGGGAGCAAAUAUAGAUUUGUGAUACAAAGAGCAAGGUGAAACGAAAGAGAGAUGCGUAUAUGUGUUUAUGAUUUUCUAUGUGUGUACAUUUAUUUAUAUUUAUUGAUUUGUAUCCAUCGAAUGGUCAUUAUGAUUAAUGUUUACUUGAUUGACAUAAACUAGGAAUAUUUAUGGUGAUUAAUGUUUAAUGAGCUGACAUAAAGUUUCAUUUAGCAUUAUCAUUAUUGUUUAAUGGACUGGCAACAACGUGGAAUUGUCAUUAUAAUUAAUGUUUGAUAGACUGGCAACAACAUGGAAUUGUCAUUAUCAUCAAUGUUUAAUGGACUGACAACAUGGAAUUGUCAUUAUCAUCAAUGUUUAAUGGACUGACAACAACAUGGAAUUGUCAUUAUGUUUAAUGUUUAAUGGACUGGUAAAAACUAGGAAUAGUCAUUAUGUUUAAUGUUUGAUAGACUGACAACAACAUGGAAUUGUCAUUAUGUUUAAUGUUUAAUGGACUGGCAACAACGUGGAAUUGUCAUUAUGUUUUAUGUUUAAUGGACUGGCAACAACAAGGAAUAGUCAUUAUGUUUAAUGUUUGAUGGACUGUCAUAAACUAGGUAUAGUCAUAUCAAUAUAUGAAUAUAAGUGGGACCCCAUCACGAAUGAUAUAUCGGUAAUGUUUCCAUGUUAAACUGUCAAUCUAUCACACACUGUUGUUAAACUUUUCCUGAAUUUUUUGAAAAAUAUUAGGUUAUAAAUUGAGGGAUCAUUCACCUAUAAAGUGCUGCGUGUGUUGCCAUUGAACAUAAAGGAGUGAUACUGGCCGAGUUUGCACUUUAACAUAAAAUAUGUAAUACAAAAGUUCGCACGACUGGUUUCGCUUAAAAGGAAGCAUAUCCGUCAGUAUGAGAUUGCCAGCUUUAUUGAUACUUUCUGAUACAUUUUACCCAUCCUGCAUCAAUAUCCCCAUAUUUGUAUCUUCUCGUAUUCACACUCUGUACACUGCUUCAUAAUCAUUUACAAAGAAGUGUUAUUUUUUCAGUACAACUUUGAUAUUUAUAGGAAUUCAAAACUUAUUUAAAUGUACUUAGUUCAAAUUCAAAUUCACAAUUAGUUUAUUGUGUAAUUUGUAGUCUACAUCCAUAUCAAUUUACGAUGCAUAUUAGUUUGGAUUGGAAAUGUAAAUAUCAGAACUCGUCAUAAAAAGAGAGAAUAUGGAAUUCAGGACACUGUCUGUUAAUCACGACCGUUUCUUAUUGAUAUAUGUGUUCAAACAAUGUGUUGCUGGUCAGUGUUGACGAAGCUAGUUAAUCAUGUUAACGGUUUCGUUCGUUAAUUAUCAUCGAAUGUAUCCCAUAUAUUGUGCGAGAUGAUGACUGUUCAGUGUAGCCAUAAUUCUGAAACCUGGAUAUGUUUAGGGGGCCAAAUAUACCGGCUGUAUUAUUGUGUUCCCGACCGAUUACAACAGGCAUAUCAUACACAUACUCCCCAUAUUGCAGUGUAUAAUUUGUUGAUAUAGUUUAUGUUUAAAAAAAAUUAGUUUAAAAUAUGUUGAUUCAUUCAGUAUUCUUUUGAUAAAAUAUAUUUAUCAUGUAUAUAUAAAUGUUACUAAUUUUUUUCAAAAUGUGAGAGUAAUGUGUUAUUAAUGUUGUAAGAAAUGAAAAUUAAAACGAAUUGUGUAUAAAAGAU
Messenger RNA from Pecten maximus, 7517 nucleotides. Its product is annotated as glutamate receptor ionotropic, kainate 2-like. The transcript is spliced from 14 exons. NCBI's taxonomy places the organism in Eukaryota, Metazoa, Mollusca, Bivalvia, Pectinida, Pectinidae. The record is from RefSeq and is a predicted model, not a curated record. Gene Ontology annotation, biological process: monoatomic ion transport. Gene Ontology annotation, cellular component: postsynaptic membrane; plasma membrane. The coding region runs from base 724 to 3534 and encodes 936 amino acids. Gene Ontology annotation, molecular function: glutamate-gated receptor activity.